GCUCAGCUUGGUAGUCCCGGACCCUGACAGGAGCUGGGGCUGCGGUCCGCACAGCGGGCAAGGCGGGCGGCGCCGCAGGAGGCAAUGGGGACGGGCGCUCUGUCCCGUGGCCCGUCCGGUGUCUCCGCUCCGUAGGGAACGGCGGUGGAGAAGCUCGACUCACCACAGACCACCACCCCCCGUGGGAACCUACCGGCGGUGGUCUCCCCCGCCGUCGUGCCUUGCGGACUCCCAGGGUGUGGAAGAGGAGUGCAGCCAGAGAGGAGCUCAGAGCAUGGGGACAGCGGCUGCCGGCGGCGGCUGCGGAGCGCGCCGUUGGCUCCCGUGGCUAGGACUCUGUUUCUGGGCGGCGGGGGCUGCGGCUGCCCGAGGAGCCGACAACAGUGAAGUUCUUCCCGAUUCCAUCCCAUCUGCCCCAGGAACACUGCCGCAUUUCAUAGAGGAGCCUGAGGAUGCCUACAUCAUCAAGAGCUACCCUAUUGCGCUCCGAUGCAAAGCAAGGCCAGCCAUGCAGAUAUUCUUCAAGUGCAAUGGCGAGUGGGUCCAUCAGAAUGAGCAUGUGUCAGAGGAAAGUCUGGAUGAGAGCUCAGGCUUGAAGGUCCGGGAAGUGUUCAUCAAUGUCACCAGGCAGCAGGUGGAGGACUUCCACGGGCCAGAGGACUAUUGGUGCCAAUGUGUGGCAUGGAGCCACCUGGGAACAUCCAAGAGCAGGAAAGCUUCUGUACGCAUAGCCUAUCUGCGGAAAAACUUUGAACAAGAUCCACAAGGCAGGGAGGUGCCUAUUGAAGGCAUGAUCGUGUUGCAUUGCCGCCCGCCAGAGGGAGUCCCUGCAGCAGAGGUGGAAUGGCUGAAAAACGAGGAGCCCAUUGACUCUGAACAGGAUGAGAACAUUGACACCAGGGCUGACCAUAACCUGAUCAUCAGGCAGGCCCGACUCUCAGAUUCAGGGAAUUAUACCUGUAUGGCAGCCAACAUCGUCGCCAAGAGGAGGAGCCUGUCAGCAACUGUGGUAGUUUACGUGAAUGGAGGCUGGUCUUCCUGGACAGAGUGGUCAGCCUGCAAUGUUCGCUGUGGUAGAGGAUGGCAGAAACGUUCCCGGACCUGCACCAACCCCGCUCCUCUCAAUGGUGGGGCCUUUUGUGAGGGAAUGUCAGUGCAGAAAAUAACGUGCACUGCUCUUUGUCCUGUGGAUGGCAGCUGGGAAGUGUGGAGCGAGUGGUCAGUCUGCAGCCCAGAGUGUGAGCAUCUCCGUAUCCGUGAGUGCACAGCUCCACCCCCAAGAAAUGGGGGCAAGUUCUGUGAAGGCCUCAGCCAGGAAUCUGAAAACUGCACAGAUGGUCUCUGCAUUCUAGAUAAAAAACCUCUUCAUGAAAUAAAACCCCAAAGAUGGAGUAGGCGAGGCAUUGAAAAUGCCAGCGACAUUGCCUUGUACUCGGGCUUGGGCGCAGCUGUCGUGGCCGUGGCAGUCCUGGUCAUUGGUGUCACCCUCUACAGACGGAGUCACAGUGACUACGGCGUGGAUGUCAUUGACUCUUCUGCAUUGACAGGUGGCUUCCAGACCUUCAACUUCAAAACAGUUCGUCAAGGAAACUCUCUACUCCUGAAUCCGGCUAUGCAGCCAGACCUGACAGUGAGCCGGACAUACAGUGGGCCCAUCUGUCUACAGGAUCCGCUGGACAAGGAGCUCAUGACGGAGUCCUCGCUCUUCAACCCUCUCUCUGACAUCAAGGUUAAAGUCCAGAGCUCAUUCAUGGUUUCCCUAGGAGUGUCGGAGAGGGCCGAGUACCAUGGCAAGAAUCACUCCGGGACUUUUCCCCACGGAAACAACCGCGGCUUUAGUACAAUACAUCCCAGAAACAAAACACCGUACAUCCAAAAUCUGUCGUCACUGCCCACAAGGACGGAGCUGAGAACAACUGGUGUCUUUGGCCAUUUAGGGGGGCGCUUAGUGAUGCCAAAUACAGGGGUGAGUCUACUCAUACCUCAUGGUGCCAUCCCAGAGGAAAAUUCUUGGGAGAUUUAUAUGUCAAUCAACCAAGGUGAACCAAGCCUGCAGUCAGAUGGAUCUGAGGUACUCCUGAGUCCUGAGGUCACCUGUGGGCCUCCGGAUAUGCUCGUCACAACUCCCUUUGCGCUGACCAUCCCGCACUGUGCAGACGUCAGUUCAGAGCACUGGAACAUCCACUUGAAGAAGAGGACACAGCAGGGGAAGUGGGAGGAAGUGAUGUCAGUGGAGGAUGAAUCGACAUCCUGCUACUGCCUUUUGGAUCCUUUUGCCUGCCAUGUGCUACUUGAUAGCUUUGGAACAUACGCCCUCACAGGAGAGCCAAUCACAGACUGUGCCGUAAAGCAGCUCAAGGUGGCAGUGUUUGGCUGCAUGUCCUGUAACUCCUUGGAUUACAACCUGAGAGUUUACUGUGUGGACAAUACUCCUUGUGCAUUUCAGGAAGUGGUUUCCGAUGAAAGGCACCAAGGCGGCCAGCUCCUGGAAGAACCCAAACUGCUGCACUUCAAAGGGAAUACCUUCAGUCUGCAGAUCUCCGUCCUUGACAUCCCUCCUUUCCUCUGGAGGAUCAAGCCGUUCACUGCAUGCCAGGAGGUCCCCUUCUCCCGAGUGUGGAGCAGCAACCGGCAGCCCUUGCACUGUGCCUUCUCCCUAGAGCGCUACACGCCCACCACCACCCAGCUGUCUUGCAAAAUCUGCAUCCGGCAGCUCAAAGGCCAUGAACAGAUCCUCCAAGUGCAGACAUCCAUUCUAGAGAGUGAACGAGAAACCAUCACUUUCUUCGCACAAGAGGACAGUACCUUCCCUGCACAGACCGGCCCGAAAGCCUUCAAAAUUCCCUAUUCCAUCCGACAGAGGAUCUGUGCUACGUUUGAUACCCCCAAUGCCAAAGGCAAGGACUGGCAGAUGUUAGCACAGAAAAACAGCAUCAAUAGGAAUUUGUCGUAUUUUGCUACACAAAGUAGCCCCUCUGCUGUCAUUUUGAACCUCUGGGAAGCUCGUCACCAGCAGGAUGGGGAUCUUGACUCACUCGCCUGUGCCCUUGAAGAGAUUGGGAGGACACAUUCGAAACUGUCAAACAUCACAGAGUCCCAGCUCGAGGAAGCUGACUUCAACUACAGCAGGCAAAAUGGACUCUAAUCUGUUUCCUCUCUUGAGGCAGCACUAGUGAUGGCCAGCUUCAGAGCAAGUGGCUUCAACUGGGGAAGAAGAGGCAGAUUUCUACCCAGUGGCGUUUGGGGCAUUAAUGCAGCCUUUAUUGAGAGUCAGUGAAAAAAAAAAUCCCUGGUUGAAGAAAAUGAAUUUGAUAAUAGGUAAAACGUGUUAAUAACGGGGGGACAUAAAAGAGAGAAUACUCCUCUGGGUCUACACACGGGUAAACCUCCUCAGAUUUGGACUGCCGAGGGGAGAGGUGAAGGUAACUGUAGAUCAGAGUAGUUAUGAAAAGUAGAAACAGUACAAUAAAGCUGGAAGGCAGAGAGUAAGUGCAUGCUUGGAAACGGGUUUGGAAUGACUUGUCCCCCAGGACCACCUGAUUCUGAAACCUGAUUUGUAGUUGCCAACCAACUAGCACCUAGGAUGUUGGAAAUCACGGGGAGACUAGCUUUCAGAAGCAAAUCCAGUUGGCCAACCUAUUAGUAUGAUGUCACCAGUGUUGGGGGAGAGCAUUUAGAAUUUAGAAUCUGAGUACAUCACACCAGCACUUAUUAUAUGAGUCACUUGAUUGAGACAAGAUCGAAAAGCGAGAUAGACCUCAAACUAGUUCUUGGUACCUCACCUUCAUCCUCCCUGCCCCGAAAUAAAACUCAUUUCUUUUCCCAUCCUAACAGAUUGCAGUACAGAGAUAGUAAAGAACAUGAUUAUACACUUCAACUCAACAGAGCAGGACUACCCAAACUACCCAAAUCUCAGUGUGCUGUUAGAACACCGUUCACUCCAUGGAAUAGAGACAGAGACGCUAGUCCAGGUCCAGGAAAAUAAAUAGACUGCAGAUGUCACAGACUUUGAGUAAGCUCUGAUUCUAGAAGAUGGGUAGAGCCCGUCUACUCCCAUUCUAGGAGAUUGGACAGCCCAUGUUGUCCAAUAUUUUUUUUCCUAUAAUAAAUGUGUUUUACUGUGCUUUUCCAUCCAGAUUCUGGAACUCUUCUAACCUUUAUACUAGGCCAUCACAGUAUGUCUCGAUGGAACUUUAAGACAUGACAUCCUGCUGUCACCUUUUGGAAACCUACCUGAUAGCCUUUCUGUAUAUAGGAUCUGAGUGAAUGCACCCAAGGAACAGAAUACUCUAUGACAUCGUCCUAAGAACCACAUGCAUCAUUCAGAGAGGCUUUGUGCUUUGACUGCCUGGCCUUCCUGUGUAUGCAUUCUCCUUAGCACUGGUCACUCAUGGAUCU
Molecule: messenger RNA, 4398 nt
Organism: Microtus ochrogaster (prairie vole)
Lineage: Eukaryota; Metazoa; Chordata; Mammalia; Rodentia; Cricetidae
Gene: Unc5d
Product: unc-5 netrin receptor D
Biological process (GO): netrin-activated signaling pathway; axon guidance
Cellular component (GO): membrane
Molecular function (GO): netrin receptor activity; protein binding
Source: RefSeq, a predicted model, not a curated record